UCAGAGAUAAGUUGAUUCGUGUUCACCCCACAACUAAUGACCAGGUGAUAUUAUAAAGUAGUGAGUUGCUAUGUCAUAUUGUAUGAAUUUCAGAGAUAAGUUAAUUCGUGUUCACCCCACCACGAAUGACCAGGUGAUAUUAUAAAGUAGUGAGUUGUUAUGUCAUAUUGUAUGAAUUUCAGAGAUAAGUUGAUCCGUGUUCACCCUACAACUAAUGACCAGGUGCGAGCCCUAGAAAGACUUCAGGACAAUCCGAUUCUCAAGAUGGACUUUUGGAAGAGACCGCAUUUAAACACUGAUGUAGAAAUUCACGUGCCAAUUAAAAUGUACAAUUACGUCACAAAGAAGCUGUCACGUGUUGGCCUACAGCCAAUCAUUUUAGUCCAUGAUUUACAAAGUGUAAUUGACCAGGAACAAGCAUCCAUGCAGAAUCCUGAUUACGUCAUUGACUCAACAGGCGCCAUUAUGACAUCAUUAAGUCAUUCCAAAAACCAGGAUAUCGUGGGGAAAUUUGCAAGACAUUCCGAGAUUGACAGCUGGCUUACCAGCAUGACGUUACAAUACCCUACACUCGCUAAAGUGGAGUCCCUGGGAUCGUCCCAUGAGGGUCGAGACAUGAAGAUCAUAAAGGUAUUUCUCAUGAAUUCUUAUGUUUUUUUAAGAGGAUAA
Messenger RNA from Saccostrea cuccullata (small rock oyster), 669 nucleotides. Its product is annotated as carboxypeptidase A4-like. The record is from RefSeq and is a predicted model, not a curated record. Gene Ontology annotation, biological process: proteolysis. The transcript has 4 exons. Bases 160 to 669 code for a protein of 169 amino acids. NCBI's taxonomy places the organism in Eukaryota, Metazoa, Mollusca, Bivalvia, Ostreida, Ostreidae. Gene Ontology annotation, molecular function: metallocarboxypeptidase activity; zinc ion binding.